Molecule: messenger RNA, 2031 nt
Organism: Cololabis saira (Pacific saury)
Lineage: Eukaryota; Metazoa; Chordata; Actinopteri; Beloniformes; Belonidae
Exons: 10
Coding region: 230-1849 (539 amino acids)
Biological process (GO): transmembrane transport
Cellular component (GO): membrane
Molecular function (GO): transmembrane transporter activity
Source: RefSeq, a predicted model, not a curated record
UGUUAAGCAUCUGGCCAGCUCAGACAGUAAACUGGGGCCUUUUAUGACAGAUAUUUGACUGCUGCCCGGCGCCCUGCUCUCCGCCUACCUCCGCCUGCCUCUGCCUGCCUCUGCCUGUGCAUUUACAGCAGUUUGAUUUCAGCACUUUUGGACCUCUUGUGUCAGACCAAAUCAUUAACAGAAAAAAAAGAAGCACCUUUUAAACCUGCAUCUCCAAGCAGCUACAGAAAUGAAUUUUGAUGAGAUUCUCUGUGUCAUUGGAGGCUUUGGGAAGUUCCAGAAGAUCCUGUAUGUGUGGAUCUGUGUGCCUCAGAUCUUCCUGGCGUUCCACAUGCUGGUCUCAGUGUUCACCGGUGCCGUUCCCCCUCACCUGUGCCGCUCGGCACGGCCCUCUGCAGCCACUCCGGCCCCUCUGAACUUUAGCGUCCUGACGGGCGCCGACGGGCGUCCAGACCUGUCCUGCUACGCCUCCAUGAACCGCAGCGCCGACCCUGAGGACGUAGGAGCGACGGCGGGCUGCCAGGGGGGCUGGGAGUACAGCCAGGAGACGUUUCAGAGCACCAUAGUAACAGAGUGGGACCUGGUUUGUGACGACGCCACGCUGAACAACGUGGGCUCCUCCAUCUACAUGUUCGGCCUCCUCGUCGGAGCCGUCGUGUUCGGACACUUGGCAGAUAAGUACGGCCGUAGGGUCAUCAUCCUCAUCGGUCUGGCCAUCCAGGCCACGUUCGGGGUCGCUGCUGCUUUCGCCCCAAAUUUCUAUGUUUACACUGCCCUUCGCUUCAUGGUGGGGACGUCCAUCUCUGCUAUUAUCAUGAACGCCUUCGUCCUAGGCACCGAAUGGACAGGAUUAAAGCAGCGCAUGCUGGCCGGGAUCAUCACCGACUACUUCUUCGGCUUCGGAUACAUUAUCCUGGCCGGGUUGGCAUACCUCAUCAGAGACUGGCGGAAGCUGCAGCUGGCUAUAUCAGCGCCUGGAUUUCUCUUCUUCGUCUACAUCUGGGUCUUGCCGAAAUCCGCUCGCUGGUUGAUGGCCAAUGACAGGAAGGAGGAGGCUUGGGAAGUGAUCCUGAAGGCAGCGCAGAUGAACGGAAAGCCCAUCGGCAAAGAGCUGGAGAUGUGUCAGAUUCACAACGCAGAGGAGAAGGCGCCGCUGAGGAGCAGCUACUCCUUCCUUGACCUUGUUCGAACGCCGACGAUGAGGAAGCAGUCUCUGAUCGUCUUUUAUCUCUGGUUUGUUAACGUCCUGGUCUACUACGGCCUGUCGCUCAACAUCUCCGACUUUGGGAUGAACAUCUACUUGACCCAGAUGAUCUUCGGCUUGGUGGAGAUGCCGGCACGCACCAUCACCCUGUUCACCCUCAACCGCUCCCGCAAGAUCUCCCAGCUGGCGUUCCUGGCGGUGGGAGGCUCUGCCUGCCUGCUGACCAUCUUCAUCCCCCAGGACCUGUCCAUCAUCAGAACGGUCCUGGCCAUGGUGGGGAAGUUCGGAAUCACAGCCUCUCUGUCCAUCAUCUACGUCUACUCAGCUGAAGUGUUCCCCACAGUCAUCAGACAAAACGGGAUUGGUAUCAGCUCCAUGUGCGCUCGUUUCGGGGGAGUCCUGGCUCCCAUGAUGUACCUGUUGAGGAGCGUCAGUUCCCACGCUCCCAUGGUUCUCUGUGGCCUCUGCCCCCUACUGGGGUCGGCACUCACCCUGAUGCUGCCCGAGACGGCCAACAAGCCCCUCCCCGACACCAUCGAAGACGUCGAAGGAGUCCGCCUCAGCAAGGAGGACGGCGGAGUGAAGAAAGGCCUGUCUGACGCUCCUCUGACCAACGUAACCGUGGGCGGUGCCGGGACGGAUUAAGGCUCGGCGCCGGAGUCGGCCAGAACAUAGGACUCAGUAUUUUUCCCGAGACGAGUCUUUGCUUCCAGUGGAAGUCUCAGUUGGACUUGGCUUUUAUGGGUCUACGCAGGUUACCUGCACUCAGCAGUUAGCCUGAAAGCUUUUUGACUCUGGCUUUGUUUUCAAUGAAAUGGUUACUUUUA